AUGUCUCUUCCCUGGAAACGCCUAAUCCGCUUUGAGGCCGUUGAUGGCCGUAUCCUGCGCGGAGAGCCUGUGUUGCCCGAAAACAAGAUAAUCGAUCUUGGAUUCAUCUCAGAGGCCGAUCAGCUUGAAGCUAAGGUCCUUGUUGGAGAUGAUAUCUAUGAUGUAACUGGACAAACCAAAUUGACAACGGAGACGGUGUUGGUCAAGAAGAUCCUCUCGCCAUUGGCUCAGAGCGAUGUGCCUAUCUUGCGUUGUGUUGGUCUGAAUUACGCCAAGCACAUCAAGGAGGCAGGACGCAAGCCUCCUCCAUUCCCUUUCAUCUUCUUUAAACCCACCACUACUAUCCAUGACCACGGUGAAGCUGUGGUGAUCCCCAAGAUUGCCCAGAAUGACCAGGCUGACUACGAAGGCGAACUGUGCAUCGUGAUUGGAAAGGAUGCGAAGGACGUCCCAGUGGCAGAAGCCUUGAACUAUGUCGCCGCUUACACUGUUGGAAAUGACGUUUCCUCCAGAAAGCUUCAGAGAGACCCAGCCUACGCCGGUGUUGUUCCCCAGUGGGGCUUCUCCAAGGGCUUUGAUACUUUUGCCCCUCUCGGCCCAGUGUUGGUUGCCGCCUCCGAGAUCGCAGAUCCAAGCCUGCUACACUUGAAGACCAUUAUUGAUGGUGAAGUCCGCCAAGAAGAGGGGGUCUCCGAUCUUUUGUUCGACUGCAAGUAUCUCAUCUCUUAUUUGUCUCAGGGUACUACUCUCCAGAAGGGUAGCGUUAUCAUGACUGGAACUCCCGGAGGCGUCGGUGCCGGCAUGAACCCUCCCAAGUACUUGAUUCCUGGAACUCAGAUGGACGUCUUCAUUUCAGAGAUUGGCACCUUGCGGAACAAUGUUGUAUUCGCCUGA
Penicillium antarcticum is the source of this 894-nucleotide messenger RNA. Its product is annotated as fumarylacetoacetate hydrolase family protein. The coding region runs from base 1 to 894 and encodes 297 amino acids. The record is from RefSeq and is a predicted model, not a curated record. Gene Ontology annotation, molecular function: catalytic activity. The transcript is spliced from 4 exons. NCBI's taxonomy places the organism in Eukaryota, Fungi, Ascomycota, Eurotiomycetes, Eurotiales, Aspergillaceae.